GAGCAGCAGAGAGCUCAGCACAGGGAGGGGCGGCCGUGCCCUCUCCAGCUCUCUGGGUCCUGGCCCCAGGCCUGAACCUGCAGAGCUGCCGCCCUGUCCCCUCCAGGGUGAUGGCGCCUCAGGCCAAACCUGUCUCAGUGUCCUUCUGGCUCAUGUGUCUCUGCUCUGUUGCCUGUGCUGGGGUUCACCGCCUCUCCUAUCUCCAGCUCAUCUCCCCACAGGCGGCCCCUGGGCUGCCCAGGCGGCUGAGUGUGGAGAGGAUGAAUGACCUGGUGCUCUCAGCCUAUGACAGCAACACCGGCAAGCUGGCUCCUCGCCAUGGCUACACCCCAGGGGACAAGAACAGCCACCAGUUCUGGAGCGUGCGCAGUGCUCGGUGCCCAGUCUGGGACUCCUGGGUGGAGACUGAGUACCAGGCCCUGGUGCGUGAAAUGAACACCAGCUCCCCCAAAACAGAGCCCUACUACAUGCAAGUCCUGAAGACCUGUGAACUGGACGAUGCCACCGGUGCUGCCCAAGCCAUCACCAGAUAUUCCCUCAAUGGGGAGGACGUGCUGCGGUACCAGUCCGACCAGAACCGCUGGUUCUCGGUGCACCCAGCAGCCUGGCGAGUGGCGGAGCGCUGGAACCGUGAAGGGGAGACUUUUGGAGUGAUGAAACUGUUCACACCCCAGCGAUGCAAGUUCUGGAUUGAAAGCUCUGCGCCAUUCACUGCUCAGAAGACAGCCCAACCCACAGCGCGUGUGGCCCUUGUCCCAGGGACUCAGGACCGGCUGCGCCGCCUCAUCUGCCACGUGACAGGGUUCUAUCCCCGCGACAUCGAGGUGAUCUGGGAGCGGGGGGGCCAGGUGGCCCAGGGGGAGCAGCUGACCAGCGGGAUCCAGCCAAAUGGAGACCCCACCUUCCAGAUCCAGGUGUCCAUCGAGCUGGGGCAGGAGGGGGUCAGCCCCACUGAGCAUGUGUGUGUGGUGAGACAUAUCACCCUGGGGGGUGACCCCCUGAGGGUGACCUGGGAUUCCCAGACCAUGGGCCAAGCUCGUGUCUCAUUGAUUGUUACUGGCUGCAUCCUCACUGUGCUGGGCAUCGGGGCCCUGGGCUGGUACCUGAGAAGGAGGCAAGGGGCCCGUAAGGGGCCAUAUCACCCGGCGCAGACACAGCCAUGGACCACUGACUCUGCUCAAGCCACGGCUAAGCCAGCAGGAGGCACCUUUUCCAUGACAUUUUCUCUCCUGGAUGCCACCAAGUGA
Emys orbicularis (European pond turtle) is the source of this 1247-nucleotide messenger RNA. RefSeq names its product DLA class II histocompatibility antigen, DR-1 beta chain-like. Lineage: Eukaryota; Metazoa; Chordata; Testudines; Emydidae. Gene Ontology annotation, molecular function: exogenous lipid antigen binding; endogenous lipid antigen binding; lipopeptide binding. The transcript has 6 exons. Gene Ontology annotation, biological process: antigen processing and presentation, exogenous lipid antigen via MHC class Ib; positive regulation of T cell mediated cytotoxicity; antigen processing and presentation, endogenous lipid antigen via MHC class Ib. Gene Ontology annotation, cellular component: external side of plasma membrane. The coding region runs from base 111 to 1247 and encodes 378 amino acids. The record is from RefSeq and is a predicted model, not a curated record.